Messenger RNA from Sordaria macrospora k-hell, 1848 nucleotides. RefSeq lists its product as uncharacterized. Gene Ontology annotation, molecular function: ATP binding; nucleic acid binding; RNA helicase activity. The record is from RefSeq and is a predicted model, not a curated record. NCBI's taxonomy places the organism in Eukaryota, Fungi, Ascomycota, Sordariomycetes, Sordariales, Sordariaceae.
AUGCUGUCCGCGACAGCCGCAAAGGCCAAAAAGGCUAAUGCCACAGCCAACCUCAAAUCCAAGGUUAACAAGGCGCCCGCCGGCACUGAGGAGGUUGAUGAUCAUCCCGAAAUUGUUGAGGAUGAGUCCGACUUUGGGUCUGAGCUAGAUGGGGAGGAUGAGUCGGCCGGUUCAGAUGAAGAGGAGGAAGAUGAGCACGAGGAUGAGCACGAUUCAGAUGAAGGCGUUUCAGACGAAGAUGACGACGAGCAGAACCAGAGCGCCGGGUCAGGCUCAGACGAAGAUUCAGAUUCCGACUCGCUAGAUAGCAACGCCCCAAGGAAACGCCGUCGCACAUCACCCACCAUCGACGAUAUUGUUGCUCAAAUCGAAGACGAGGAAGAGGAUGACACGCCCGUCGCCCCCGUCAAGCCUGUCUUCAACAACGUCCCAUCCCGCAUCAAGAAAAAGCAACCUGAGGCACCCAAGACAGAGAAGACUGAAGAGACAGCACCUACCACCCCAGUACCAGAGCCUGCCAGCACAGUUUCGGUUCCUAUCGACGCCAACACCACCUUCGACGCACUCAAUGUCCGCCCAUGGCUGGUCCAGUCGCUCGCCAACAUGGCCAUCAAGCGGCCAACCGGCAUUCAGAAGGGUUGUAUACCCGAGAUCCUUAAGGGCAGGGACUGUAUCGGUGGCAGUAGGACAGGUUCGGGUAAGACGGUAGCAUUUGCCGUCCCCAUUCUCCAGCAAUGGGCUGCCAACCCAUCCGCCAUCUUUGGUCUCAUCCUCACACCCACUCGCGAGCUCGCGCUCCAAAUCAUGGAGCAAGUCAUCGCCCUCUCCCAACCCCACGUCCUCAAAGCCGUCCUCAUCACCGGCGGCUCCGACAUGCGCAAACAAGCCAUCGACCUCGCUAAUCGGCCCCAUCUCGUCAUCGCCACCCCCGGCCGUCUCGCCGACCACAUCCGCACUUCAGGCGAGGACACCAUCUGCGGCCUUCGCCGCGUCAAGUUCAUCGUGCUCGACGAAGCCGACCGCCUGCUUGCCAACAGCGGGAAGGGUUCCAUGCUGCCCGACGUCGAAGAGUGCUUCUCCGUCCUUCCCCCUCCUUCCGAGCGCCAAACGCUGCUCUUCACCGCCACCAUGACGCCCGAAGUCAAGGCCCUUUCCGAGCGCCCGCCCAUCCCCGGCCGCGCCCCCGUCUUCGUCUGCGAGGUCGACACCCAACGCCUCGCCAUCCCCGCCACCCUGCGCCAGAUGCACCUUCAGGUGCCCGUCACCCACCGCGAGCACUACCUGCACAUGUUCCUCCUGACGCCCCAGAACGUCGACAAGUCCGUCAUCAUCUUCUGCAACCGCACCAGCACCGCUGACUUCCUGCACCAUUUGCUCCGCCUGCUCGACCACCGCGUCACCUCCCUGCACUCCAAGCUCCCCCAGAGCCAGCGUAUCGACAAUCUAGGCCGCUUCCGCGCCAGUGCCGCGCGCAUCCUGGUCGCCACCGACGUCGCGGCCAGAGGUCUUGAUAUCCCCGAGGUGAAAAUUGUGGUGAACUACGAUAUCCCCCGCGAUCCGGAUGACUACAUCCAUCGUGUCGGUCGUACGGCGCGUGCGGGCCGCAAGGGUGAUGCGGUGACGUUUGUGGGACAGAGAGAUGUCGAUCUCGUGCUGGCGAUUGAGCAGAGAGUCGGAAGACAGAUGGAGGCGUGGACGGAGGAGGGCGUCAACCUCGAGACGAGAGUCAUCAGGGAGGCGCUCAAGGUGGUGGGUGAGAAGAAGAGGGAGGCGUUGUUGGAGAUCGAGGAGCAGAAGGAGGUCGGUGGCAAGAGGAAGAGGGGGAAGGAGAAGUUGAGGGCUAUGUAA